UUCCACUGCUAAAAAACCCUGAUUAUAAACUGCUCUGCUAAAAAACCCUAACCCUAAUUGUCUAACCAGCUCAUUCCCCUUCCUACAAUCCUUUCAAUCUUUCAUCCAUCAACACCGCCGCCACAUUUUCUCUCUUUCUCUCUCUAAAAAUGCCGCCAAAGUUGGACCCAUCUCAGAUAGUGGACGUCUUCGUCCGAGUCACCGGAGGAGAAGUUGGAGCAGCGAGUUCACUCGCUCCAAAAAUCGGUCCACUCGGUCUUUCUCCAAAGAAAAUAGGAGAAGACAUUGCUAAGGAAACUGCAAAAGAUUGGAAGGGUUUACGAGUGACUGUCAAACUUACUGUUCAGAAUCGUCAAGCCAAAGUUACAGUUGUUCCGUCUGCUGCUGCAUUGGUGAUCAAAGCAUUGAAAGAGCCAGAAAGAGACAGGAAGAAGACUAAGAAUAUUAAACAUACUGGUAAUAUUUCUCUUGAUGAUGUUAUUGAGAUUGCUAGAGUUAUGAGAAAUAGAUCCAUGGCUAAAGAAUUGAAAGGUACUGUUAAGGAGAUUUUGGGAACUUGUGUUUCUGUGGGUUGUACUGUUGAUGGUAAGGAUCCUAAGGAUUUGCAACAAGAAAUUACUGAUAAUGAGGUUGAAAUUCCUGAAAAUUAAUAAGCUAAUCGACUUGUUGUUUUCAAUUUCAUUAAUUUUGCGAUUAGUAAUCCUUCAGAGUAUUAUUAUUAGGGUUUUGAUGAAUGAUUAAUGAAAACAUAUGGUUAUAUUUGAAUGUUUUGGAUAUUUAUGUUCUUCCACAUUGUUGUUCCCUUUCUAAAUUGCAAAUGUUUUCAUUGAUAA
This is a messenger RNA of Amaranthus tricolor (Joseph's coat), 833 nucleotides long. RefSeq names its product 60S ribosomal protein L12-1-like. The transcript has a single exon. Gene Ontology annotation, biological process: translation. The record is from RefSeq and is a predicted model, not a curated record. Gene Ontology annotation, cellular component: cytosolic large ribosomal subunit; ribosome. Gene Ontology annotation, molecular function: structural constituent of ribosome; large ribosomal subunit rRNA binding. The coding region runs from base 150 to 650 and encodes 166 amino acids. NCBI's taxonomy places the organism in Eukaryota, Viridiplantae, Streptophyta, Magnoliopsida, Caryophyllales, Amaranthaceae.